This is a messenger RNA of Podarcis muralis (Common wall lizard), 3447 nucleotides long. RefSeq names its product proline rich transmembrane protein 4 (gene PRRT4). The record is from RefSeq and is a predicted model, not a curated record. Lineage: Eukaryota; Metazoa; Chordata; Lepidosauria; Squamata; Lacertidae.
GAUGCGCACGGAAUCCGGAGUGGCUCCGCCAGGGAGGGGGCGGCCCGGGCGCUCGCCUGCCUCCUCGGCGCGCUGCUGCUGCGCGCGUCCCUCCGACGGGCGGCAGAGAGGCGGAGCCGCGGCCGGCGCUGCUGCUGUGCUGCUGCUCGUCGCCUCCGCCUCGUCGUGCGCGGCGCCAGCCGAGGAGCCCAGCCCGAGCCAGGCGGCUGCGGCAAGAGCGCGUCCAGGUUCCUCCUGCAAGAGGCCGUCGGACGGAGCCUGCGACGGAGGCCAAUGUGGAGGUUCCUGCUCCUCCUCUGCCUGCCCCCUCUGGGCGCCGGGACGCCUCCCGGCCCCCGCCUGCCAGCGGGGCUCAGCAACAACAACUCCAGCCAUGGGCUCCAGGCCACCGGCACGUCCCCAACCCCCCCACCGGUGACCCCCACCCUGCUGCCCACCCACAGCGAAGCCCCCGGCCUGUCCCUGAACCUGGGUCUCAAUUUCAAGAUCAAGGUUCGGGGCAAGGGCCGGGCGGGCGAGGGGCCCACCAGCACGAAGCCCCCCACCCAGCCAGCUGCCCCCACCCACUCCCAGGCACCAGGUGCCAGUCGCUUCUGGGCAGAGGCACUGGGGGGCUCCGGGUGGCAGGCUAGCAUCCCUGCUGAGGAGCUCCCCCCCGGGCCGGGCGGGUGGGCUUGGGGCGGCCCCCCGGCACCCGCCGACCCCGACCUCCUGGGCCCCGGACCCACCCCUCAGCACCCACUGACGCUCUGGCCCAGGCUGACGGAGAAGGUCUUGGCUGCUCCUGUGGGCGAAGACAGCAAGGAGCUGGAGUUCAAGAUCGACAUUGACCUGACGGCCGGGCUGGGCAAGGAGGGCGGCCUGGCGCCCAACAGCAGCAGUGGCGGCACUGCCAGGCGGUACCCGCUGCUCCCUGGCCUCCGGGUCGGGAUCUCGGAGAUUGCCAGCAAACUGGGGGGGCCGGGCCUAUUUGGAUCCACGCUGCCGCCUGAGCCUCCCGAGUGGAACGUCACAGGCAGCGCCGGGGAGCAACCUGGGGGCUCCUACCCGACCCCAGAGCAAGGUUCCGAAUCCAGCAGCCUCUCCGCAUCUCCGGGCAGCGAAGGGGCUUUUGUGGCUCUGCCAGGCUGCCCACCUGACCUCCUGAAUGACUGUGGUUCACCGCUGCCCGACCCUGGCUCACCCCCGGCCUCCUCGCUGCUCUCGCCGGCCCUGCCCCUCUUCGUGCCGCUGCAUGCCGACUGGGAUGUGGCCCUGGCAGAGUGGGGCCUGGCCUGGGAGGCUCAUGUCUAUGGGGCAGGCUCCCUCUUUGCCCUCCUGGCCCUCCUCUCCCUGCUGGGCCUGCUAGCCCUCCCUUGCCGCUGCCCUGCCGGCUGCAAGACCCUGGCGCUGCUGCAGCUGCUGCUGCUGGGGGCUGGCGGUGGGCGAGCCGCCCUCCUCCUGGGCGACGCCUGCGGGCACCUCGAGCUGCUGCCCGCCUUUGCCCUGCGGCUGCUCCACGACCUGGCACUACCCUGCCUGACCUCGGCCCUGGCUGCCACCCUGCUGCUGCUUUCGCGCCGCGCCCGCCUGGAGCACUCCUCGCCCUCCAGCCUGCGCCACCCCUGCCUGCUGGCCGCCCUGGUCCUGCUGCACUUCUCAGUGGCCACGGGGGCCGUUUUGGCCACCGACCUCCUCCACCAGCUGCCCUUCCUGCUCCUGGCUUCGCGGGGCGCCUUCGCCCUCCUGGCUGCCCUGCUCUCCGUCUCCUUCCUCAUCUUCCACUGCAGGGCGCGAGCCGACGCCGCACAGAUCUACGACCUCAAGAGCGCCACGCAGCCAGCCUGCCGCUGCCCCUUCGCCGACACCCGCCAGUGGAGGCAAGCUGCCCACACCGCCCUCCCGGCCGCCUUCUUUGGGCUGCUGAGCGCCAGCCUGCACACCUACGCCAUCCUGCAUGCCCUGGGCUACGGCCUGCGCCCCCAGCUCUUUGGGCCCUGGCCCUGGUGGGGGCUGCAGCUGGCCUGCCGCAUCUGCGAGGCGGGCAUGGGGCUGCCCUUGGCCUUCCUGGGGCUGUACGCCACCUUCUGCUCCUCUCCGGCCGGCGGGCCGCCCUGCUGCGCCCGCUGCUGCUGCCUCUCUGCGGACCCCGCUGCUGCCAAGGCCCAGCUCCUGCCCAACAACUUCCAGUGGGCAUUGUCGCAGCACGAGAAGCUGGUGGUCUGCGACACCAUCGCCCGCAGCGAGUCUGACUACCUCCCGCUCUACGCCCUGCCAGCCAGGGAGGCCGAUGACACCAAAGCCGUCUCCGUGCUCAGCGUGGCUGUGGAGGCUGGCGACCCCACGGCCGAUUUCCAGCCCCCCUCGCCCAUCGACCUCCGGCGCAGCAUCGACGAAGCUCUCUGCAGCGAGGGGCUCUUCCUCCAGGACGGGGGCUCUCCCUAUGCCCCCUCCAGCACCCUGUCGCUCAGCCUGGCCUGGGAUCGGUCUGCAGAGAGCGAGCUCUACCGCACGGCCUCCUGCCUGGAGCUGGUGCCUGCCCGGUCCUGGGGGGCCAGCGGAGCCACCACCGCCGCCUCCUCGUCCCCGGAGCCUUGGGGGGGCGGCGAGGGCGGCAGCAGCACCUGCUCCACCUGCCCCUACAGACACUCCACGGACGACACCUCUCUCGUGCUCAGCUCCAGCCCCGGGAAAAGCCCCCCGCGGGUCUCGCCGGCCUGCGGGAGCCCCCCGCCUCCGGGCCGCCAGAGCUGGCCCCAGGCUCCCGUCUCCCAAGAAUCCCUGGUGUCGUCGUCUUCGGGGCCCCGGGGGCCACACGCAGCCCUCCUGCAGGAGGAGUUCAUGGACGUGUGCCGCCAAAUCGAUGCCCUCAGCGUCAGCAGUGACACCAUAGACUUGUAGGCGUGCCUGGGCGGAGGGAGGGGAGGCUGACCUUUGACCCCCCCAAAAAGGCACGUGCAAUUCUCAGCGGGAGCUGCAGUGGGGCAGGUGCCUUGCCACUCUCCCCCCCCAGUCACCGACUUUGCAUGGGUCAGGAAUCGUGGUCCGGCUGAGCAUGGGGGGGCUGCUCUUGUCUGCUCUGCUCCCCCCAACCCCAAGGGAAAGGAAAGACAAACGGACAUCCCUGCUGGGGCACAGCCAUAUGCAAUGCCCCCCCGCUCCCCCCAACCUGUGUCCUCCUCUGGUCUGCUGAGGCCUCAGUGUUAGAGAAGAGCCUGCCCCACAUUCCCCCCUCUCCGGACUUACUUUCCCAUCCCCUAAGGGUGGGGGCUGCCCUCCAGCAAGAGUUUGUUCCCUUUAGUAGUGAUGAAAGAGGAUGUCUUGCCUUGUUCCGUGGUGUCGUCGACUAAGAAGCAAAGGAAGCAGGUGAGGAACCCCCCCCCUCCUCACCAGGGCUGGGGGAGGGAGCAGGGAAAGCGAGAAAGAGAGUUUUAACCUUUAUUUAUCAAUAAAAGAGUUUUAUGGAGA